Messenger RNA from Prorocentrum cordatum, 1063 nucleotides. Lineage: Eukaryota; Dinophyceae; Prorocentrales; Prorocentraceae. The record is from the annotation of a GenBank genome assembly.
AGGCGGAGGCUGCCAUGAACACGUGCACGGAGAUGGAGAUGCCCUUCCUCAAGGGCAUCGAGGUGGGGCCUGGCGAGGAGUCCAACAAGGCCCUGGCCGCCUGCGACGCGGCCGCCACUCAGGCGCAGGCCUCCACGAGCCAGGCGUUCGCCCUCGUCAAGCAGAGCCUGGUCGCCGCGGGCAACUACACCGACAAGGAGCUGGGCCAGGCGAACAAGGAGGCCCUGACCGAGCUCCAGGAAACCGCCGCCUCGCUGACGAAGAAGCUGACAGACUUCCGCGCCUCCACUGCGGAGCGGAAGACGGCCGCGGUCGUCGCCGAGGUCACGGAGCUCCUGGAGGCAGCGGAGGCCAAGCUGAAGGUGUACGUGGAUGCCGCCGCGCCGCUCGGGGAGGAGGGCCUGGACGCCGCGCCCCUGGAGUCCCUGAAAGAGGCCCAGGAGAAGUCCACUGCCGCUGAAGCAGAGACCAUGACGGCCCUGCAGGAGGGGCAGAAGGCGGGGAACACCGGGGCCGAGCUCCAGAAGCUCAUGACCCAGCUCACCACCUCGCAGCAGGAGAUGGCCAAGACCAAGAAGACCGUGGCCACCGCAGUGACGCUGAUCAAGAGCAGGGAGGCGCUGGCGGGCGUGGAGGCGCAGCUGAAGGAAGUCGAGGAGGAGAUCGCGAAGGUCGAGAAGCUGGCGGAGGGCGAGGAGCCCUCCGACCAGGCGGUCUUGGAACUGGUGCAGUCCUCGCAGAAGGCGGAGGAGCUGGUCAAGGCUCUCACGCAGGCCGUGGACAAGGCGGUAACCACGUCCGUGGUGUCCACCAAGAAGCAGUUCACGGACAUCAAGGAGCAGGGCAAGGCGGCCACGGCGAAGCUGGUCGCCACCAAGAAGGCCACCAAGGAGCCUCGUGAGCGGGUCCUAUCCAAGACCUACACAGAAGAGGCCAAGAAGAAGGCGGACGAGGUCGAGGUCGCCAUGAACAAGGUCAACGAGGCGGAGCUGCCCUUCCUGAAGGGGAUGGAGAACCUUCCCCUGCCGGAGGCCCAGGAGUCCAUCAAGUCCUCCAAGGAGGC